Molecule: messenger RNA, 3894 nt
Organism: Dioscorea cayenensis subsp. rotundata (Guinea yam)
Lineage: Eukaryota; Viridiplantae; Streptophyta; Magnoliopsida; Dioscoreales; Dioscoreaceae
Product: ABC transporter C family member 10-like
Exons: 10
Coding region: 16-3894 (1292 amino acids)
Biological process (GO): transmembrane transport
Cellular component (GO): vacuolar membrane; plant-type vacuole
Molecular function (GO): ATP hydrolysis activity; ABC-type transporter activity; ATP binding
Source: RefSeq, a predicted model, not a curated record
UGGACUGAAUUUUUCAUGGAUCUUUUAUCCUUACCCGGACUGAUAUUAUUGCUGGUAUGUGCCUUUAUAAGCCCAAAGACUGACGAAGAUGACUGCAAAAACAUCUACGAUGGUCUUCAUCAGCCUGUGUCGGAUUGGGAUGCUAGUGCUACUCCUUUUGCCAAUGCAGGAUUCAUGAGUAAAAUGUCAUUCUGGUGGUUGAAUUCUCUGAUGAGAAAGGGCUGUGAGAGACCUCUAGAAGAGAAAGACAUGCCAUUGUUGCAUGAGCCUGACAGAGCGGAGAGUUGCUACAAUGUAUUUGUGGAGCAAUGGAAUAAGCAGAAACAAAAUAAACCGUCGGCUUCACCAAAUUUCUUAUGGACAAUAGUCUCUUGCCAUAAACAAGAUAUAUUAAUGUCAGCUUUCUUUGCUUUACUGACGAUACUCAGUAGUUUUGCAGGCCCUGUUUUGCUUAAAGACUUCAUCAAUGUGGCAUCAGGGAAUCGAUCUUUCAAGUAUGAAGGUUAUCUGUUGGCCUUGGUGUUGUUCAUUGCGAAGUGUUUGGAAUGUCUAUCUCAAAGACAAUGGUAUUUCAGAACAACAUUGUUAGGAUUAAAGGUGAGAUCAUUGCUAACUGCCGUUAUAUAUCAGAAGCAAUUCAGACUGUCAAAUUCUGCAAAAUUGAUCCAUUCAUCGGGCAAGAUCAUGAAUUAUGUAACUGUCGAUGCUUAUAGGAUUGGAGAAUUCCUGGUAUGGUUCCAUCACACAUGGACGGCAGGCCUCCAGCUCUGUAUUGCUUUGAUAAUUCUCUAUAAUGCAGUGGGUCUUGCGAUGAUUGUGGCUUUCUCUGUCGUUGUACUCACUGUGCUUUGCAAUGCUCCGCUUGCCAAGCAGCAACACAAGUUUCAGACAAAACUCAUGGAAGCAGAGGAUGAGAGGUUGAAGGCCAUGACAGAGGCUCUGAUGAAUAUGAAAGUUCUGAAGCUUUACGCAUGGGAUGCUCAUUUCAAGAAAGUUAUUGAAUGUAUAAGAUCAGUGGAAUGUAAUUGGCUUUCUGCAUUUCAGCUCAGAAGAGCAUAUACUACUUUUCUCUUUUGGUCUUCUCCAAUAUGGGCUUCAGGUGCAACUUUUUUAAGUUGUUAUCUUAUGCAUGUUCCUCUUAAUGCCAAGAACGUGUUUACUUUUGUCGCCACAUUGCGUCUUGUUCAAAAUCCAGUGAAAUCAGUUCCCGAUGUUAUCAGAGUUGUGAUUCAGGCAAAGGUUGCAUUUUCCAGAAUUGUCAGAUUUCUUAAUGCUCCUGAACUGCAGGAUGAACAUGAAAACAGGAAUUGUGCUUCAGAACUACAGCAACCGAUAAUCAUCAAUUCGUGUGGGUUUUCUUGGGAUGGCAACGUGUCAAAACAAACACUUAGAAAUAUAAACUUAGAAGUUCAUCCGAGGGAGAAGGUUGCAAUAUGCGGUGAGGUUGGUGCAGGGAAAUCGACUCUAUUAGCAGCAAUUCUUGGUGAGAUUCCAAAAGUAGAAGGCACUAUUAAUAUUAGUGGAAAAGUAGCAUAUGUUUCUCAGUGUGCAUGGAUCCAAACAGGAACUGUUCAAGACAAUAUCUUGUUUGGGUCACCAAUGGACAAUCAAAGAUACAAAGAAACAAUUGAGAAGUGUUCUUUAGUCAAGGACAUUGAGAUGCUACCAUUUGGUGAUCUCACUGAGAUUGGAGAAAGAGGGGUGAAUUUAAGUGGUGGCCAAAAACAGAGGAUUCAGCUCGCCCGAGCCUUAUACCAAGACGCAGAUAUAUAUCUCUUGGAUGAUCCAUUCAGUGCGGUUGAUGCUCAUACUGCUACCAGUUUAUUCAAUGAUUAUGUUAUGGGUGCUUUGUCAACAAAGACUGUUCUACUUGUUACUCACCAAGUUGAUUUCCUUCCUGCAGUUAACUGUAUCUUGCUGUUAUCUGAUGGAAAGAUUCUUGGUGCUGCUCCUUACAAUGAACUAUUAGCUUCUAGCACAGAAUUUCAAGACCUGGUUAAUGCUCACACUGAAACAGUCGGUACUGAAAGGCUUGAAAAGGUUGCUUAUCGAGAAAGAAUUAGAAGUUCAUGGAGGAAAGUCAACCAUAGUUUCAACGGUGACCAGCAAAAUAAGGCAAAUGAAUCAAAAGUUGAUCAACUGAUUAAGAAGGAGGAGAGAGAAACUGGAGAUGCUGGAUGGAAGCCUUAUACCUUAUAUUUGAAUCAGAACAAAGGAUUUUUUUAUGUUUCACUCUCAGUUCUUUCUCAGAUAAUAUACAUAGCUGGACAAAUCUCACAGAAUUCAUUGAUGGCUGCCAAUGUUCAGAAACCUCAAGUUAGCACGUUGAGGCUGAUCUCAGUCUAUUUGGCAAUUGGGUUCAGUAUUUCAAUCUUUCUGUUCACCAGAUCAUUGUUCAUGGUAGUUCUUAGCGUCCAGUCAUCGAAAUCUUUGUUUUCUCAGCUAUUGAGUUCUCUCUUAAGGGCGCCUAUGUCAUUCUUUGACUCAACUCCUACGGGAAGGAUACUUAGUAGGGUCUCUUCAGAUUUGAGCAUUGUUGAUGUUGAUGUGCCGUUUACUCUUAUCUUGAGCAUCAGUGCCACCUUGAAUCUAUACUGCAACCUUGGUGUAUUAGCUGUAAUUACUCCACAAAUCUUGUUUGUUGUCAUACCGGUGAUCUGUGUUGCCAUUAUAUUACAGAAGUACUACUCUGCUUCUGCAAGAGAGUUGAUGAGAAUCUAUGGCACGACGAAGUCCCUUGUAGCCAAUCAUCUUGCUGAAUCUCUGUCAGGAGCCAUGACAAUAAGAGCGUUUAAAGAGGAGAAUAGAUUCUUUGCUAAAAGUUUGGAACUCAUUAACAAGAAUGCAAGUCCAUUCUUCCUUAAUUUUGCAUCAACUGAAUGGCUAAAUUUGCAUUUAGAAAUGAUGAGUGCAGCUGUUCUUUGUUCAUCAGCCCUUGUCAUGGCUUUACUUCCACCAGGGACAUUCUCUCCAGGCUUUAUUGGAAUGGCGUUGUCUUAUGGUCUCACAUUGAGCAGGGCCCUCCUGUCUGCUGUUCAAAGCCAAUGCACAGUUGCGAACAAAAUCAUAUCCGUUGAAAGACUAAAUCAAUACAUGCAUGUUUCAAGUGAGGCUCCAGAGGUCAUCGAUGGAAACCGGCCUGCACCUAAUUGGCCUUAUGCUGGUAGAGUAGAACUUCAUGAUCUCAAGAUAAGGUAUAGACCAGACUCCCCACUUGUGCUACAAGGGAUCAGUUGCACAUUUGAAGGAGGUCACAAGAUUGGAAUUGUUGGCAGGACAGGAUGUGGCAAGACAACUCUCAUAGCUGCAUUGUUCAGGCUUGUAGAGCCAGCAGGUGGGAAGAUAGUAAUAGACGGGAUAGAUAUCUCGAGCAUUGGACUCCAUGAUUUGCGGUCUCGGUAUGGUAUCAUUCCUCAAGAUCCAACACUCUUCAAUGGCUCAGUGAGAUACAAUUUGGAUCCUUUAGGACAACACACAGAUACAGAGAUAUGGGAGGUUCUUGAUAAAUGCCAACUCCGAGAAGCUGUACAAGAGAAAGAAAAAGGCUUGGAUUCACUAGUUGUUGAAGAUGGUGCAAAUUGGAGCAUGGGGCAACGCCAGUUGUUCUGUUUAGGACGAGCACUAUUGAGGCAAAACCGAAUUCUUGUACUUGAUGAAGCCACGGCAUCGAUCGACAAUGCUACUGAUGCGAUCCUCCAAAAGACAAUUAGAACAGAGUUUGAACACUCCACUGUCAUUACAGUUGCUCAUAGAAUCCCUACGGUGAUGGACUGCACAAUGGUGCUUGCUAUUAGUGAUGGGAAAUUGGUGGAGUAUGAUGAACCAAUAAACCUAAUGAAGACAGAUGGAUCGCUAUUCGGAGAAUUAGUGAAGGAGUAUCAUGUCAAACUUUAA